AUCGCGCAUGUCCGACACGAGCGGCAAUCUCCGCAGCCUCGUGGAGGUUGUCAUGGUACCUCACUGCUACCACGACGAGAAAGAAGAUCUGUGGUACGAUGGCUCCGAGCGUAUGGCAAUCCAUGGCGUCGACGUCGUCUGGCCGCUCGCGCCUGCGCAGGCGGCGUCCUUGCUGGAAGCAAGCCCCGACAAAGCGACGCUCUUCCUCCCGCCGUCGGCCAUCUCUUCGAGCCUCUACCUCGACCACAAGAAAUAUUCUCGGAACAACACUGUUUAUGGAUUGAAGCCCUCCGCGGGACACGUCUACGACUUUGCGCAUUUCGCGAUCGAUGCCGUCGGGUCGGCAUCGGCUCUGGUGCCGACUCCUGCUUCGACACCGGGAACGUUUGCGACGCUGCUCUACUUUGUGCCGUCCGACUGCAUUGGCGGUGCCGUCACCAUCACGUACGAAGACCAGACAACGACGUACGAGGCACGUGGCGGACACUCCGUCGUCUUCUUCAACACGUGUCACGUCUCGGUCGCACCGAUCACAUGGGGCACCCGCGGCAUCUUUGUGCACCGCGUGAGCUACGAGGACUAUGCCAGCAGAUACAUGUACGGCUUGCGCUUGGUGCCACCGCCGCUGCCGUCCAAGGCCGACAUUGACGACGCGAUCGAGAUGCUGGUCGACCAAGAGUACUGCGUCGUCCACGUUGAGCUUGAAACGCGGACCACCGCGCCACAGUAUGCGACGCUGACGGGUCGUGACAAGGCGGUCGUCGAAUGGCUUCUUGCGGCGGAAAUCUUUGACAUGGCGUUCAUCACGGUGAACGAUGCGACGACGAGCCAUCGUUGGAUCCCGCCAACGGGGACAACCGAUGGCCGAUGGGUAAAGAACGAUGGCUCGGACCGCGGGAAGACCAUGCGGAAGCUACCCGACGUCUUCCAUCCGCAGUGCGUGACGCCAUCGCGUCUCCAAACCGCGUGGCCCUUCCGCCCGAUCGCGUACUUUAUCGAGGAAGACACGAUCGACAUUGCCGAUGACGACGCGAGCGACAUUGCCGAUGACGACGCGAGCGACAGUGACGAUGACGACGCGAGCGACAGUGACGAUGAGGACAAUCGUCCAGUCCCAGUCUGCCUUGUCUUUUGGCCCAAAGCGCUCCGCUUGUCGCUGCUCGGUCUUGUACGCACCGUCGCUUUGCUGCGUGAUCACGUCGACGGGUCGUGCUCGGACGACUUUGGGUUCGGGUCUACCCAAGCGCUCUUUGAAGCCGCUGUGCGCUUCUUCACUGGUGCCGAGCCCGGUCCGGCGCAGCUCAAUCGCUCGAGUCGGUUGGCCAUGGCAAACGUCCUCUUUGACUAUGGCGACCGCGCGCUCAUGGCGGACUAUCUGAGCGGCAUGCGAUGGGACGAGCACGAUGUCGCUAUCGUGCCGUGGGUGGUCUCGGUCGUCCGCCGCUUUGGCUUGCCGGCCAUGACGGACGCUUUUAGCCGCCUGGACGUUCAGACGUCCGGUUCGUUCUGGCGCAAGGUCCUUGAAGGCAUCCGUGCUGACACGCCGUCGUGUGAGCGCGACGUGUACGAGAUGGCAUCUCGUUGGUGGACCAGCGCACUGAAAUGGAAUGGAAUGCCUGUGGACGGUAUCCAGCUCGCGGGGUGGCUCUAUGAAAACAACCUGGCGCCGAGUACGCGCGCUCUUUUGUCGGCGCGUCUGCCGGCCGAUGUCGUCGACAAUAUCGUCGUCAUGACGAUCGACGUGGCACCGCUCGUGCAACGAUUCAAAUACGAACGCGGGCUACCGGUUGCCUUGUGGUCACUGCGUGCGACGCCGCUGCCACGCCCACUGCACGACGCCUACCUCGACUACGCGCUGCAACUCCACAAAAGUGAUGUUGACUACUACGACGAGGCCGCUGCUUGCUUGCUCUUGCUGACCAUUGGGACCUGCAGAUUUGAGGCCGCCGAUGCCAUUGCGUCGACACGUCGUACGAACGCCACGUUCCAGCAAACGCUAGGAAAGCUGCGCAAGCAAGGUCCACUCACUGCGGCGCAAGAACUGAUCCUCGACGACUAUCUCCAAAGCAAAUAGGGGUCGCUCGUUUAAACUUUUGUCAACACAGAUACGAGUAUGCAUUGUCAGUCUAC
Messenger RNA from Saprolegnia parasitica CBS 223.65, 2130 nucleotides. RefSeq lists its product as hypothetical. The coding region runs from base 8 to 2074 and encodes 688 amino acids. The transcript has a single exon. Lineage: Eukaryota; Oomycota; Saprolegniomycetes; Saprolegniales; Saprolegniaceae. The record is from RefSeq and is a predicted model, not a curated record.